Messenger RNA from Zophobas morio, 1708 nucleotides. Its product is annotated as probable ATP-dependent RNA helicase YfmL. The record is from RefSeq and is a predicted model, not a curated record. Gene Ontology annotation, molecular function: ATP binding; mRNA binding. NCBI's taxonomy places the organism in Eukaryota, Metazoa, Arthropoda, Insecta, Coleoptera, Tenebrionidae. Bases 34 to 1692 code for a protein of 552 amino acids. The transcript is spliced from 17 exons.
AUUUGUGUUAGUAAAAACCAUAACACCUUCAGAAUGGCCACAGUGAUUUUGUUAAAAUCGAAUUUUUCCUUAUCGCGUCAAGCUAACAUGCCUCGGAAGUUGAUUACUAGAAAAUGGCUAGAUGCUUGUACAUCUGGUAAAUCUAAGACAACUACUGAAGACAACCGAGAAGAUUCUCAUACGAUUAAACUGAAAAAUGAAAAAGCUUAUUCUCGGGCUAGUAAAGUAAUUGAGAGUAUUAAGAACAGCAGUGAUUCUCGUUCAGAUGUUAUCACGAAACCUAAAUUUUCUCAGGACUUUCUUCCCGUGGUAGAGUCUUCUACUAAGGAAAAUAGCGUAGGAACUGGUUUAUACAUUGAUGAAGACUUGGAAGGCUUGAACCCGCAAGAAAGAAAGGGGCUGGAAGAUUUUAGAAAAGAGAUCAAAGCAUCUUUAACUCCAACGAAGAGCGAAGUAUAUCGUAACCUGCUCAGCACUGUAAAAGCUAGUAACUUUACAGAUUCCUCUUAUGAAAAGUUAUUUAAAAAUCUUCGACCAGAAAUAUCUGUCCCUACUCCCGUGCAGAAUGCCGCCAUUCCUCCCAUCGGCGCGGGUUUGGACGUUUUUAUUCAAGCGCAAUCCGGUACUGGAAAGACUCUUGCUUAUUUGUUGCCGCUCGUCCAGAAUAUCCGCCGAAACGGGAACCCUCUCUCAGGCAUUAUUUUUGUGCCCCUGCAAGAGUUGGCUUAUCAAGUUUGUGCCGAAAUCAAAUUUUUAAAUAAAUCGAGCGAUUUUGUUGGUUUAGCGAUUUCCAGCAGAGACGAUAUUCUUUCCAUUGAAGAGGACGCAGAACUUGAUAAAAAGAGACUUCCUAGCAUAUUAGUAGCGACGCCAACUUAUUUUCUGAAGCUUUUAACUAUUAAAAAAAGGUUUCCACACUUUCGGAAUAUUCGUCACGUGGUUGUAGACGAGGCGGAUCUGCAGUUUCCUUUUAGAAAGUCGUAUGAUACACAAAAACAAAGAGAAAAACGUCUUAAGCAUCUCAAGCCCAUCACACAAAUUUUCGACACUUUUAAAAAAGCCUCUCUUCAGUUUCAAUGUAUUAUUGUUUCUGCUGCACUCAACUCGUCAUUGCGUUAUGAUUUGCUGAAACAAGAAGUUGUUAAAAACCCAUUGAUUAUACGCGAUAGUAAAUUUAAGAUUCCCGAAGAGAUUAUACAUGAAUAUGCAAGUUGCGCGGAGGAGGAUAAACUCAAAGAACUUUCGAAAAUUAUUAAGAGCAGAAAAGCAGAAAAAGGCCUUAUUAUACUCCAUGACGAGGCAAGUCUUCAACAGUUCUCCUCAAUGCUUUAUAAAGAAACCGGCGUGGACUGCUGUUUGCUUCACGAACUUAUUAUAAAGCGCGGACUAUCUGGGCUUGACUUUAUGAGCAACGUUGUCGAGGAUGCGAGAUUUUAUGUGGCCCGGGAGAGGGCUGCUUAUGGAUUGGAUAUAAGAAGCUUAAAAGAAGUUUAUAUAAUGAACCUACCCGAGAAGCCUUCGGGCUAUAUGCACAUAUGUGGGCGUGCGGGGACGGUAGGGCAAAAAGGCCGUGUGACAUCUAUUCUUACAGGUCGGGAAACUUAUCAUCUGCACAAGUAUUCGAAAUAUCUCAACUUCCACUCUCCGCGUCCGUGGACCAAUGAGCCGAUCGAAUGCAGUCCGGAACAGUAACACCCGCUUUCUCGGC